Messenger RNA from Paramacrobiotus metropolitanus, 483 nucleotides. RefSeq lists its product as uncharacterized. The transcript has a single exon. The record is from RefSeq and is a predicted model, not a curated record. Lineage: Eukaryota; Metazoa; Tardigrada; Eutardigrada; Parachela; Macrobiotidae. Bases 1 to 483 code for a protein of 160 amino acids.
AUGCUACCCAUCCACACACCGUUGUUAAUAUUCCUGGGAGUCGUUCAUACGACCAUCUGCGAUCCGAUUCCCGGACGUCCGGAGGGCGCCAACAUCCUCACGGCGCACCUACCCUUCCCCGAACGUCCCGUAUCGAUACUCUUCCCCGGAUCGCCGAUUAACGUCGUCCCGGUACCCAACGGUCCCAUCGGCCCCGGAGGUGUACCGGCUACUCCACCACCCAUCACCACGGGCGCCACCGUUGCCACCAACCCACCUACCGUCCCAACAACACUACCGGCCACUGUCCCGACCACAACGCUGCCUUUGGAAGUGCUCGGGACCACGCCAUUCCCCGGUGGUGUCCUCCCGACGGUUGGGGCUAUCCCAGGAGGUGUGGGGUUGCCCGCCGGCAGUGGACCGACGGUUCCAGGUGUGCCGGUGCUGGUGACACCCAUUCCGGGGCUGACGUCGACGACAGGGCGUCCUGGGAUACUGGGAUAA